AUGGAGCAGGCAAGGGAAAUUGGAGACUAUAACCCCGACGACCUAGUCUGGGACUCUACGCAUACAACCAAUGAACAGCAUCGAUAUUGCUAUUGCGGUCGCGACAGAAACCUGACCGAAAUUAGUUUGCAAUGUUCAGAAUGUAAGAAUUGGUUCCACCGAGAAUGCAUAGAAAUACCAUUGGGCCAUAUUGUUCCAUUUAUUACAAACUACCAAUUCGUGUGUAGAAACUGUCCGGGAGGCGAGUCAUUCAAGCGUACCCAAGCAGGUUGGAAAGAAAUAAGUGGAACUUCUUUGGCAAAUCUAAUCUUACAAACACACAUGCUCGAUCAUAACGCCGUGGGAGGGGACGAGAGAUAUACAACAGCACAAUAUCUUAAGCUAGGACCAUUUCAGUAUUACUUCAACAAAAAAGAUCACAUUUUGCCUUUCGUGGACAAGAACUGGUCGGGUUUAUGCACAGAAAGGACGAGGACAAGUACAUGGUGGGCUACAUUAGGAUCUUGCUUAUACAUGACGCAUGAUUUAUUCGUGGCGAAACACGAACAUAGAUCAGCUGGUUCAGAUUUUUGUCUUAAAGAUACGAAUCUGUGGCAUAUUCGACCUGGGCACUUUAUGUCAAAAAGCACGACGAAUGCGCGAGUUCCUAGAACGAGCUCGCAGGGGAGCAGCUUUAAGUCCGAGAACGAGGCCCAACCUACUUCCGCUUCGUCUCCCAUGAAACGUCCCUCAUCCGUAUCUCGGCCUAGCAAACGCGUCGCCCUUUCCAACGCUUCCAAUCAAUCUUCAUUCACAACAACUUCCAAUGCUGCAUUUGUGCAGUCCGGAGAGCAACGUAAUGUGCGUAACGGGUUUAAAUAUCUUCCAUGCACUGCCGAUCCAUUAUUCGCGUAUACGACGUAUGUGUGCGCAGAAAUUCCGCCUUUUGGUGUACGUUUGAGCAAAGAAGAUGCUAGUUCCUACGUAUGGAUAAGUGCUGAUAAACUGACGGCAACUACAGAUAAAGGAUUUCGCAUGGCUAGGGCUAAUUGCUGCAUCAGAGAGGGAAAGUGGUUUUAUGAAGUUUUCGUGGAUCGGGGAGGUGAAGGGAAAGUAAAUGGCGUCGACGGUGCUCAUUUGAGAGUUGGAUGGGCAAGGAGAGAAGGGGGCAGAAACACACCAGUCGGUUUCGAUGGAUACAGUUAUGGCGUCCGAGACCUCACUGGCGAGAAGGUACAUCUAUCUCGACCUGUGAAAUUCGGCGAACCCUUCAAGACUGGAGAUGUAAUUGGUCUCUACAUUUCCCUCCCUAAGCUUGACAGUGACCACCUAACAAAGAUGACCAAACGUCAUAGGACUGCAAUAGGUAUCAAAGGACAAACAGUAUUCGAGUACAAAGACUAUAAACCAACAAAAUCUAUGAAUGAUUGUCUAAUCCCACCGAUUACCAAAAAAAAGUAUGUCCCACCCGGUGCGUCUUCUACUAUGUCAGAGGCAAACCCAACGCAGUCAUCAUCUCCAACGUUUCCGACUCUUCCAAAUUCAAAAAUUAUUGUAUAUAAGAAUGGCGUAUGCCAAGGCGUGGCUUUUGAAAGCCUAUAUUCGUUCUUUCCCCAGCCAGACGAGUUCACCAGUAAAGGAGAUCUGAUCGAUGAUGAUGGGUCACCAGGGUAUUAUCCUGCUGUAUCGAUGUUUCGUGGAGGUACUUGUACAGUCAAUUUUGGACCGUAUUUCAUGUAUCCGCCACCAAAAGACCCCGAGGCUACCGUUGAAUGUGAUAAAGGUAAAAAUGAACAAAUGGAUUAUGGAGAGGGAUGUGUGCGUACGUGGAGGCCCUUGUCAGAAAGGUAUUCGGAACACGUUAUAGAAGAUGUUGUCUAUGAUCUAAUUGACGAGAUAGAGGCUUGGGCUAAAGCUGUUUUGGGAAUAUCUGAUGAAAAAAACAAUGGCAGAAGACGAAGCAAAGCGAACGGAAAGAGAAAAGCCAAAUCAUAG
Molecule: messenger RNA, 1974 nt
Organism: Paraglomus occultum
Lineage: Eukaryota; Fungi; Glomeromycota; Glomeromycetes; Paraglomerales; Paraglomeraceae
Source: the annotation of a GenBank genome assembly